Messenger RNA from Yamadazyma tenuis ATCC 10573, 1636 nucleotides. It is a transcript of the gene NMD3, whose product is annotated as ribosome-binding protein. NCBI's taxonomy places the organism in Eukaryota, Fungi, Ascomycota, Pichiomycetes, Serinales, Debaryomycetaceae. The record is from RefSeq and is a predicted model, not a curated record. Gene Ontology annotation, cellular component: cytoplasm; nucleus. Gene Ontology annotation, molecular function: ribosomal large subunit binding. Gene Ontology annotation, biological process: ribosomal large subunit export from nucleus.
GCAUUAGUAACCGCAGGCAUUUGUUAUACAUCAUGUCUAACUAUACCCAACUUGAUACCACCACUCAAGGUGUGGCAACCGUGUUGUGCUGCAACUGUGGUGUGCCCAUGGAUGGCUCCACCGGAAUGGUAAUGUGUUACGACUGUAUCAAAUUAACGGUUGACAUCACCGAAGGCAUUCCUAGAGAAGCGAAUAUAUCAUUUUGCAGAAAUUGUGAAAGAUUCUUACAGCCUCCUGGACAGUGGAUCAGAGCCGAGUUGGAAUCCAGAGAGUUGUUGGCGUUGUGCUUGAGGCGAUUAAAGGGGUUGAAUAAAGUCAGAUUGGUGGAUGCAUCCUUCAUCUGGACCGAACCCCAUUCCCGUCGUAUCAGAAUCAAAAUCACCGUCCAAGGAGAGGCCAUGAACAAUACCAUCGUGCAACAAUCCUUUGAGGUGGUGUAUGUGGUUGUGGCCAUGCAGUGUGCGGACUGUGCAAAGACCUAUACCCCAAACACCUGGAGAGCCACUGUUCAAAUCAGACAAAAGGUUCCUCACAAGAGAACCUUUUUGUAUUUGGAGCAGUUGAUUUUAAGACACAAUGCCCACCAAGAUACGGUUUCGAUUCAGGAAAGUUCUGACGGGUUGGAUUUUUUUUACUCGCAGAAGAACCAUGCCGUGAAGAUGUUGGACUUUUUAACGGCAGUGGUGCCUUUGAAAUACAAAAAGUCCGAAGAAUUGGUUAGUCAAGACAUUCAGUCAGGUUCCUCCACUUAUAAGUUUGCAUAUUCGGUAGAAAUCGUACCUAUUUGUCGUGACGACUUGGUAGUUUUACCAAAGAAGUUGGCCCAUCACCUGGGUAACAUUUCCAGAGUGGUAUUGUGUUCGAAGAUCAGUAAUAUGAUCCAAUUUCUUGAUCCCUUCACCUUACAGAUGACAGAUUUACAGCCACUGAUUUACUGGAGAAAUCCGUUUUCUUCGUUGAUUAGUGUGACUAACAUGGUGGAAUUCAUUGUGUUGGACGUCGAACCAACAGGAGAAACCAGGGGAAAGCAUGUAUUGGCAGAUAUAACUGUGUCGAGAGAAAGCGACUUGGGAGUUAAUGACCAGUCAUACUAUAUCAGAUCCCAUCUAGGUGCGAUUUUGCACCCUGGAGAUUCGUGUCUCGGGUAUUUCUUAACGAACUCUAACUUUAACUCGGACUUGUGGGACUCUUUGGAUGAAAGUAACACGCCCGAAGUGGUGUUGGUGAAGAAAUUCUACCCAAGAAAGUCCAAGAAGUCCAAGAACAGAAACUGGAAGUUAAAGAGAAUGGCCAGAGAACACCAAGAUAUUGGAGGUGCCGAAGAUUCCAGACAAGCCAAACAAGAACAAGAAAGAGCCGAAAGAGAUUAUGAAUUGUUUUUGCAAGAAUUAGAAGAGGACGAAGAAAUGAGACAAGCUAUUAACUUGUAUAAGAGCACGAAUCCUCCUGUUCGCGAUGUGGAAGAAGAAAGUGAAAUGCUCGAUGAAGAAGAUGCCCCACAAAUAAAUAUUGAUGAGUUGUUGGAUGAGUUGGACGAUAUGAACUUGGAUGAUGACGACAACGAAGCAUCACCAAUAGUUUAGGACGGUUAUAGUUACGAUACUUAAUUCAUGAAUCCUCAUAGCAUUUGCAGCCG